AUGGGGGAGCUCUUCCCCUCGACUCAGGACAUAGUCCUGAGCCUGAGAAACCCCACUACUAUGGGCCGGGUCAAGUCUAGGCACCAAGACCGCCCCACGCACUCAGGUGCCGUGCACCCACACAAACCAUCGCAAACAGAGGGCACAUACGUGCAUGGCAAGGAUGGCGCUCUUGAAGGAGUUCAUUGCACGAGGAGAAGUUGUUCUAGUAAAAGGCAGGUCUCUCUUAAUUCAUCCUUGAUAUACUUCCGUAGAUAUAAUUGGUACACCUUUGAUUGCCAGCAGCCAAUCGCAACAAUGUCCUCCAGGUUGCAACCUAAAUUCCACCUAAGGGAACCGCCGCCCACUCGAGAGGAGUGCCCUUCAGAGUUUUGCAAGUCUUGCGAUCACCACUUGGGUAGAAGAACAGUGUGUCGUCCUCAGUAG
Molecule: messenger RNA, 426 nt
Organism: Melampsora larici-populina 98AG31
Lineage: Eukaryota; Fungi; Basidiomycota; Pucciniomycetes; Pucciniales; Melampsoraceae
Exons: 2
Coding region: 1-426 (141 amino acids)
Source: RefSeq, a predicted model, not a curated record